Molecule: messenger RNA, 3965 nt
Organism: Prorocentrum cordatum
Lineage: Eukaryota; Dinophyceae; Prorocentrales; Prorocentraceae
Source: the annotation of a GenBank genome assembly
GUUCUCCUCCCUCCUCUGCCACCUUUCUGGGAGCGAUGGUCAUCUUUGCCGCGGCGGCGAUGGCUGCCGCCAGCGCCUUGCAGGGGACGUACAAGUACAACCGCCAGAACUACUUCUUCGACAAGAACCUGUUCAUGAAGCGCGGAUUCCAGGGGUUCAACAUGCGGAUCAAGCAGUACGAGCUGUACCGGCAGGACGUUCGAGACCUCAUCGGGCUCACGGUCCGCAAGAUGGACAAUUACCUCAUUGUCAACACGCUGCAGCUAGGCUUCUGCAUCACCCUCUUCACCGAGGGGCGUCCUGAGCCUCCUGAGCAUGAGGAAGGGCAGCAUGUGGACCAGGAGCCACGCUGGCUGAUCGGCUUGUAUGCCUUGUGCAAUGGGGGCGCCUUCAUGUACUACCUUAUGAGUAUCUGGCUCGCGAUGCACGCCUCCGUGGCGGCGCACGCGUUCGGAGUGCGGUUGCUGACGCAGUUCGUGCGCCUUCCGGUACCGAACGACCAGCAGUUGGACGAGGCUGUGCGGUUGGCGCAGGACUACGAGGCCUCGGGGGUGAGCGACAUGUUGCGGGUGCCGCUGCUGAAGCAGCAGUUCCAGAACCUCGCCAGGGCGUCGAACGACGCGACGGACGCAGGUGCAGAUGGCGCAGACGGCGGUGACUCAGACGACUCGGCGUCAGAUCUCGGGAGCGUCGGCGACGACGAGACGAGCCCAGUGGCCAAGCUGCACCACGUCCGCCUGUACCGCAAGCUGCAGGCCAACUGGCAGUCCUACGAUGCGUACUCCCGGGUGUGCAUGGCCCUAGGGACUAACCAGCUCCUACAUGCAAUCAGCUACACAUGUCUGGGCCAGCUGGAGGAAACGCAGGACGGCUGGUGGCCCGCGUGCCACUGCGUGGUCGUCUUCACCACCACCGCCUGGGUCAUCGCACGGCUGGAUCUCUUCCUCUCGCGGCGCUUCCUGGCGUUUGCCGCCAUCCUGCUCUUCCUGCCCCCCGCGCUCGCCAUCGUGAGCCUCUACCUCAAGAAUUCGCCCAAGCCGGGAAUGCUGUUCGUCGGCAAGUGCGUGGUGCCCGUGAUAUACGCGCUGCACAUCAUCUGGAUUGUGUUCACCCUGGGCAUCGCGAAGGCGAAGGAGCGGGAAGGCGUGGCGCUCCCGACAAACUACAGGAGCGUCCUGUACCUGGACGUCUUCCGCUGGCUGACCAGAGAGAACGGCGAGGAGGAGCCCGACCCCGACGGCGUAGGCGUCCCGAGCGACGGGGCCGCCAGGGCCAACAGGGUGUCAUCCCGCGACGAGAAUGUGGAUUUUGUCCUGGUUGGUGACGGGUCGGCCGGCGAGGGGCGCGGCGCGCGGACGCGGGAGAGCGUGCCGCCCCAGUACUGGCGCGUGAGCCUGCAGGAGUGCCUGAGCGGCUGCCCGCCGCUCGACGCGGAGCUGCAGCUGUGGGCGGGGGAGGGCGUCCGGGCCCAGCUGAGGCUCGACGACCCGCCGGCGGUGGAGAGGGCCGACCGCCUCCGGGAGCGGCUGCAGCGGCUGCGGGCGGAGCUGGACAGGCUGGCGGCGGCGGCGGCGCCGCCGGGCGCGGGCGCAGGGCCGGCGGGAUGCAGCAGCAGCAGCAGCGCCGGCGGCCGCCGCCGGCCGCCGCCAGAGCGGCAGGCGCCGCAGGCGCCGCCGCCCGCCGCGGGGCCGGGCAGCCCAGCGGUCUGGUUGCUCGUGCAGCAGCAGCGAGGCGGCCGGGCUGUGAGGCAGUACUACCUGAACAGCAUCACCAGGGAGAGGUCUUCGGAGCAGCCUGCAGGCCCAGCAGGCCCGGCGCCGGUGUCCACACUGGCCGAUCUGGAGCAGCGCCUGGAUUGCCUCGAGGACUUCGCCGCGCGGCUCCGGCCGCCAGGCGCGGCGAGUUCCAGCAGCUCCCCGGCGUCGGCGGCCCCUAGGACCGCAGCGGCCUCGCCGGCGGACUCGGACGCGGACACGCAGCCGCGGGCCGUGGAGCGCACCGCCACGACGAUGGUGCGCGAGGCCAUGGCGGACUUCGGUGUCGUCUCCGGGCAGCAGAGCGAGCGUCAGGCGCGGCGCCGCCGGCACAAGCAGCCAGGGUUCAUACCCUGGAACACGGUGGUGCUGGGGAGCUGCGUCCUGAUGCUAGCCUGGGCGUCUGGGCUGGUCGCCAGCAUCCACAGGGUAUGGGAGCACAAGGACCGCGAAGAGCGGUUCGCUGCCCUCGCCGCUGUCGGAGUGGCGCUGGGCGAGUCCGCCGAGGCGCCCCCGCUCUUGGCGGCGCCCGCCGCCCUUCCGGCUGCCUGGCCGCCGCACGCCUUCUUCCGCUGGGGCGGGCUGGCCUGUCACCCGGGGCUGGCAGGCGGCACGGCGGAGGGGGGCCCGCGGCUGCUGGCGGCGGAGAAGUACGCGGUGCAUGAACUGCGGCUGCACGCGUCGACCGCAGGCAUGCAGUCCAUGGAGUCCGGAGGCUCGCUGGCAGAGGCUGUUCGGCGCUGCCUGGACCAGGCCCUGUCUGGGCCCAGGCACGCGGACCCCCACGCUGCUGGGGCGAGCUGCGAGGACGCCCAGCCUGGCAGCGCGUGUUACGGCGCGGUGGCGUGGCUGCGCCAGGAGGGGUUCGACAGGCACCCGGAGUGGUACCCCGAGUACGGCAGCACCAACACCUUCCGGGAGGUGCAGGACAUGCUGCACCGCCUGGGCAAGUCGAGCUGCCCCAGGCCGUGCCUCUCGAUCCCCGAGGAGGAGGAGGGCAGUUCGGAGGACGGCGAGGUGAUCGAGCUGGAAGACGGCGGCAGGCAGGUGCAGAGCCGGGCGCACCGCCUCGCGACGUCGGAGGGCUGCCACGAUGCGGCCGAGGGCGAGUGGUGCCACAAGUCCAUCGCCUGGCUGCAGGAGAAGGGCCUGGCGAAGCACCCCGACUGGUACCCCGAGCUGAGCCCCAGGUCCUCCCGCUACGAGAUCCAGAGGAAGCUGCACGCGGAGGGCAAGUCCGACUGCCCGCGGCCCUGCGAGGGGCUGCCCGAGCCCGUGCCGAGGGAGCCUCCCGCGCGUGAGGAGUCGAGCGGGGACUGCCACGACGCGCUGCCAGACUCGAGGUGCUACACGGCCGUGGCCUACGGCCUGGCCGAAGGCCUCGCCAAGCACCCGGAGGUCUACCCGGGCCUCUUGACCACGGCCAGCUUCAAGCAGGUGCAGGAGUCCCUGUACCUCCAGGACAGGUUCGGGUGCGAGAGGCCCUGCCCGGAGCCGGCCGCCCCCCGGCGGGCGCGCUGGGUCGACGAGCCGCGCAUCGAGCAGCGCGCCACUCCGACCAGGGUCCAGGACAUGAGCGAGGACCAGCUGAGGAGCUACCUGGACGGCGACUGGAACGGCGUCCCGUCGACCUCCUUCAACGUGCCCUACGCCGACCAGGGCACCUCCACGUUCGCGAAGGCUCUGCACCGCUCCACGACCGAGCCGCUGGUGCUGCCCACGCAGCCGCCUGCUGCGCAGGAGGCCGACCCCGCCAUCAGCCAGGAGGAGCUCCCUGAGCUUGACGCGGCACCCGCGGGGGCCAUGGAGGCAACGCACGCCGCCGAGGCCGAGGAGGCCUCGACCACCGCGCCCGGACAGACUGCCGCCUCGGAGGUCGGCCUGGUCGACCUCGAGCCCCUGCCGAUGCUCCUCGGUGCAGAGGGGCGGAACGAGGCGUCCGUCGCGGUCGACAGCCUGGGCGCGGAGGAGGCUGGCCUUGCUCCUGCCGUUCUCGAUGAGCAGAGCGGCACGGCUUCCGGGGAACCGCAGCUGGACAAUGCCGCGGUCGAGGAGCCGCAGCCGAGCAGCGCCACCGAAGACGCACCAGCGGCGGCGGCCGAGGCGUCGGAGCCUCAGCAGCCACACGCUGAUGCCGAGGAGACGCCCGAAGAGAUGGCGCGCAGGCUGCAGCUGCAGAAGGAGCUGGUCUCAAACGCCGAGCUCCACUAG